Molecule: messenger RNA, 5496 nt
Organism: Calypte anna (Anna's hummingbird)
Lineage: Eukaryota; Metazoa; Chordata; Aves; Apodiformes; Trochilidae
Gene: STK24
Product: serine/threonine kinase 24
Exons: 11
Coding region: 347-1639 (430 amino acids)
Biological process (GO): protein phosphorylation
Molecular function (GO): protein kinase activity; ATP binding
Source: RefSeq, a predicted model, not a curated record
GAGAGCCGCGCGCGCGCCGCCGCCGCCGCCAGGGCCCCGCGCGACCGCGCCGUUAACGGCUGCUCUGCGCGCGCGGCCGGGGGAGGAGGAGGAGGAAAAAAAGGAGGAGGGAAAGGAGGAAAAUAACGAGGGAUGAGGAGGCCGCUCUUGCAUCACUGACCGCGGCCUGAAGAUCCCGAGGUCAGGACGGCCUCUUUCCCACCGUCGGCGGACUGAGGGGGAAAGGGCGAGAAGGAGCAGGAGGACUCUAUGCGCCUGGGAGAGCGUGGAGAUGAGCUAAGCCCUGUCCCCUGGAGCCGCCUGAGGAGAGCCGGCUCCCUCCCUCCCCCACCUCCCUACCGCCGCCAUGGCUCACUCACCAGUGCAGACGGGCCUGCCGGGGAUGCAGACUCUGAAGGCAGAUCCAGAAGAACUGUUUACAAAACUGGAAAAAAUUGGUAAGGGCUCUUUUGGUGAAGUUUUCAAAGGAAUUGACAAUCGGACUCAGAAAGUUGUUGCUAUAAAAAUUAUUGACCUAGAAGAAGCAGAAGAUGAAAUAGAAGACAUUCAGCAAGAAAUCACAGUUCUGAGUCAGUGUGACAGUCCAUAUGUAACUAAAUAUUAUGGAUCCUAUUUAAAGGAUACAAAAUUGUGGAUAAUAAUGGAAUAUCUAGGUGGAGGCUCUGCCCUUGAUCUACUAGAACCUGGCUCACUUGAUGAAACCCAGAUUGCUACAAUAUUGAGGGAGAUUCUCAAAGGACUUGAUUACUUGCAUUCAGAAAAGAAAAUCCACAGAGAUAUUAAAGCUGCUAAUGUUUUACUGUCUGAACAAGGAGAAGUAAAACUAGCAGAUUUUGGAGUAGCAGGACAACUAACAGAUACUCAGAUAAAGAGGAAUACUUUUGUGGGAACACCAUUUUGGAUGGCACCUGAAGUAAUAAAGCAAUCAGCAUAUGACUCGAAGGCAGAUAUCUGGUCAUUAGGCAUAACAGCCAUAGAACUUGCAAAAGGAGAGCCACCUCAUUCAGAAUUACAUCCAAUGAAGGUUUUGUUCCUCAUUCCUAAGAACAAUCCGCCAACACUGGAAGGAAACUUCAGUAAAUCCCUCAAAGAAUUUGUUGAGGCCUGCUUAAACAAGGACCCAGGCUUUAGACCUACUGCAAAAGAGCUCUUAAAACAUAAAUUUAUUUUACGAAACUCAAAGAAAACCUCCUACCUGACUGACCUUAUUGAUAGGCACAAGAGAUGGAAAUCUGAACAAAGUCAUGAUGACUCCAGUUCUGAUGACUCAGAUACUGAAGAUGGCCAGGCUUCAGGUGGGAGUGAUUCAGGAGAGUGGAUCUUUACGAUAAGGGAAAAAGACCCCAAGAAUCUAGAGAAUGGAGCAGCUCAGCCUUUGGAGUUGCAAAGAAAUAAGGAAAAGGAUAUCCCAAAGAGGCCUCUAUCCCAAUGCCUGUCUACCGUUAUAUCCCCAUUAUUUGCAGAGUUGAAAGAGAAGAGUGAAGAGUGUGGUGGUAACACAGAUUCCAUAGAAGAACUGAGAAAGUCAAUUUAUUUAGCUGAAGAGACUUGUCCAGGCAUUGCUGAUAACAUGGUGUCACACCUUGUGCAGAGGCUUCAGAGAUACUCACUGGCUGGAGGCAGUACUGCAUCCUACUGAGGUGCUGCUCCUGACCUUCCUCAGACAGCAGCAACCCCAUGGAGUCUGCAUGGAUGGCGUGCACCCCAAUGUUUUUCUGCCCCUCAGUCAACUGGAAUGUCCUUGAGUGGAAGGACGUUCCUCAAUGUGCAGGGCUGAAAAUGAAGUCUCUCAGAUGGAGAUAGUCUUUUUCAGCUCCUUAAAGCUAUAAUUUUUUAAAAGAUAAUGCACAUAUUCCAGGGAGGUGUCUUUUUGUAAAAUCUGAAAUGUAUAUUUAGGUUUGUGAUAGAGAAAUUGAAGAUAUUGAGAAACCUCAGGUAUCUUGCUUUAAGAAUUCCACUGGGAGAUGGAGUAUGUUUGUUGGAAUUGUGUACAGAUAUGUAUAUAAAGUCUUUUUUAACCUAAAGCCUUUCAACACGCAUAACGAAUCACUGUGUACAAAAUGGUUAAGUGCUUCUGUAGAUAAUGUUAGUGGGGUAAAUAUUUGACAGGCCAUAACUGAGUAUUGCCUUGCCUUUAUUAUGUGUAAAUUUUGAAUUACGUGAUAAGUGAAUCUUGGUUUGAUUUUUUUUGUAUGUGAAGGAUUUGCCAUUGGAAGAGUUAAUCCUGUACUAUGGAACCUUCUAUUCAUACCUCAGCAAAGACAGAAUUUUAUUCUGUUUCUCCAAUAUUUCUUCAUUUUAAUCUAUAUUCUGGGUGUGACUUUCUAAUCAUGGUACUACUUUUGGUUGUUUUAAAUUUAAUACACCUUGUCUAGCAAAGCUUUACAUUUAAAUCACUCUUUUUCCUAAAGAAAGAGCUCUUUCAUGUUUUGAGUUUUAAAUUGUGCCAAUUCGAAUUCUGGACCAUAUGUAUUAAGUUUUAGUAAUAGAUAUUUGUGAAGCGUGUAGUGAAAUGAAGAUACAAUCUUUUUUUCACCUAAACAUAGUUGAAUGCUCACACAAAUCUUUAUUAUCUGUAUUUAUUCUGAAAUAUCUCAUUCAGAUGCUGGCUCUGAGACAGUGGCAAAUAUUUCUCCAUCAUGCCUGUUUUUAUCAUUAAAAUGAAUGUCUUGCAGCAUAAAAGCAAAAUUAUCCAUGUAUUCAAUAUUUGGUCUUGCUGCCCAAACCUGUGUGUCUCUUUACCAAAACUGAUAGACAUUAGACAGAAAGGCUGCAGAACUGAGCCCAAGUGCUGUCUACUGUGUCCUAUUACUUGUUUCCUCAGAAAAAGUUACUUGAAAAUUCUGAAUUUUGAAAUUCCCACUGUUCCUGUGAGUAGCCCUAAAUAGCUGACUUAACUUUUUCUAGGUCUUGGAAACAGUAACAGUAGUUACACACACACAGUUGAUGUGGAAUUUUUUCCCCCCACAGUAUUACUCUGAGGUUUACAUUGGUUUGUUUCACCAAGGUUGUAUUCUGUAGCUAACAGAGCAUUUUUUUUGCCUUGUUUUUAAUGAAGAAAUGGACAAUUUUAUGUUCUGCAUGACAGUGAGGAAACUUACCUGUUUAUGUGUUGGGUUUUUGUUUUUUUUUUUUUAAAUAUAGAUAUGAGUUUUGGGACAGAAAGGAUUAAAAUUUUAGAAGUGUAGGCAUGUCUACCUGGCUUGGUACAGAAAGACCCCAGUUCUGUAACAAUUCUGAAAGCUGGUGAGUUCUCCUUGCUGGACUUAUCGCUAUGGUAGCCCUUAUUCUAUGCAUAUUAAUAGCCUUAAUUAUGAAUUUAAUAAUUUAACAGUUAGGGGACACUGUCAUGCUAAGAGAGCUGUGAAACUUCUAACCAGGUAGAAACAGUUGAAAGAAACAGGCACACAUACACUGCUUUUUGUAUCCAUGUUCUUAGGCAUGACAGGUUUGCCAUUGUAACGAGGUAACAGUUUUCCUUUUUGGCUAAGUGAGAUUAAAGUAAAUGAAACAAUGCAUAAAUCAGAGUAAUGAUUUAUAACUCCUCUGAUCAAUAUCUUGAAAUAGGUAGUUUUCUGUUCUCUCAAACAGUAAGGACAGGGGCUCUCCCUUGAGGAAACAAAUGUAGCUCUGCUAUUGUGUAGUGCACCCAAUCACAAAGUUACCUGUUGGCAUCUCAGUAUUAGAACAUUCAGCCUUUUAGUAAACAUGGGCUGUUAUUGCAUGUGGAAAUUAACAGAUGUGUUUGCAUUUGAAAUAUAAACUGAUUAAUGGAAGCUUUUCUCCAGUCACCUGUUAAUGUAAGGAUGUGAAAUUGAAAUGAGCUUACUUGGAGCUGCACAGAAUACAGAGAUUUAGUGAGGAAGUUAAACGUAUGGUGCUGGCUGGAAUCUCAAGAAUUUCUCAAUCAGAAAAUUAAACAAAAUUUUAAAUUAUGCUGGUUUUGAACAAUCGUGGAAAAGCUCAUGACAUUGUUUUGAGUUGCAUUUUAGUUGCGUUCCAGGACUGUAUGUUGAGGAAAUACUUCUCUGAGUAGAUUGUGGCAAAAUUUGCUUGGUGAAUGUGUCCCCUGGUGUAGGAACUUAACAUGGAUAAGACCUACAGCAAGGGCAGUCGGCCAAAAGGCUGGGACAUUUGGAAAAAGACAAGACCUCAUUUAUGGUAGAGAUGUGUAUUUUUAUAUGUAACGUAUAGAUUAUUUAAAUACAGACUAUCUUAAACUCUGAGAUUCACUGAUAAAAGUGUGCUGUAUCUUGAAUGUAAAAUUACAGUCAUUUGCUAUUGAAAAAUACUGAUGCUUUAAAAAUCAGAUCUGUAUUGGUAGCAGAAGAGCUUCAUUUGAAAGAAGCAUGGCCUCAGUUUUUGAAAGAAAAUGAAGUGUAUUGAUAUUUUUGAAAGGUUGUUUCAUGCUAAAAACGUUUCUGUGCUACAAUGUUGCAGUGCUGAACUUUCUGUGCAGGUAGUACUUCACUCAGUCUUUAUUAUAUUAAGCAACAAGCUAUCCCUAUUUAUGCAAAUAUGUAAAUUGGUGGAACUGCUUAUUUGUCAGGGAUUUCAAGAUUAGGCAGUAAAUAAAAUCACUGUUGAAGAAAAAUAAUAAAAUCAGUCAUUUGACCUGGAGGCUUGCUUUUUGUAUGUAUCAGAUGUGUAAUCUAUUUUUUUAACUUAAUUUUCCUUGCAGUUGCACUUUGUAGUUGAUCACCAGUUUGCUAAAGGAUGACGGCACGAUCACCAUUGUACAGAAAGCUUUUGGUGUAGUAACAAAGCAGCUCUUUCCCUGCAGAGCCACAGUUCCCUUGCAGCUCCAGAGUUUUUGUGUGUGUCUGCGUGGGCAUGGACAGAUGAAGCGGUUAGAGCAGAGUGGUGGCACCCAGGGUGUUCUGGUAAGAACGUGCGUGUGGGCACUUGAGUGCAAAGCAUGUGGCAGGCUGGGAGUUCACCUCCUGCUUCAUCCACUGUAACUCCUGUGAACUCCUUCAUCUGUCUGUGCUGUCCAUGUACUUGUGAAAUGUCUCUGCUAGCUCUCUAUGUGGCAUUCUGUCUUAUUUCUUUAGAGAUGUAGUAUUUGUUUGUAAUAGUUUUACAUUAGCCUUACCUGUAAGGAAAAAUACUUUUUGCCUUCAAAAAAAAGUCACCAUUUGGAAGAUUAUCAGACAUGUUGGUAAGCACAGGUGUAACGCAAGGAUCAGUACAAUUGCAAAUUAUUUUUGUAAGUUGCUGGGGAAGAGCUUAAAAAUAUAGCACAAAUCUGCAAGCUUGCUCUUUUUCACUAUACUUUGCAGAUGUGCUGGUAAUUGCACUGAGCAUAUGCAGUAGAGAAAUUGUAAUCGUUUUCUGCCUUUUAAAGCAUGAUUACAGAGGACAAUAAAGUGUAUAUCUUGUUUUCUGUAAUAUUGCUGCCUAUUCAUAAUUGUGUAUUUAAAUUUUACUUUUGUCACUCUACACCACUAUGAUAAAACUUGUAAACUACAUGACCUAGAAAUAAAGAAGGAAAAC